AUCUGGCUCCUCGACCAUAAAGAGCGAGCCGUCACUCUUCUGUCCCUCCCGCCCGCCUGCCUCUCUUCGUCGGCCGCGCUGCCCUCAACCUGCCUGAAACCAACCACCGGAAAACAACAAUGUCUGAGAAACUUGCCUACAAAGUUGCUGACAUGAGCCUGGCCGAAUGGGGGCGCAAGGCCAUCGACAUCGCGGAGAACGAGAUGCCCGGCCUGAUGAAGAUGAGGGAGAUGUACGGUCAGUCCAAGCCGCUGAAGGGCGCCCGAAUCGCCGGCUGCCUCCACAUGACGCUGCAGACCGCCGUGCUCAUCGAGACCCUCACCACCCUCGGCGCUGAGGUUCAGUGGUCAAGCUGCAACAUCUUCUCCACUCAGGACCACGCCGCCGCCGCCAUCGCCAAGUCUGGAGUUCCAGUGUACGCGUGGAAGGGAAUGACCGACGAGGAGUACGUGUGGUGCAUCGAGCAGACGCUGCACUUCAAAGACGGCCAGGCCCUCAACAUGAUCCUGGACGACGGAGGAGACCUCACCAACAUGGUCCACCAGAAGUACCCCAAGCUGCUGGCAGGUAUCCGCGGCCUGUCGGAGGAGACCACCACCGGCGUGCACAACCUCUACAAGAUGCUGAAAAAGGGCGAUUUAAAAGUUCCCGCCAUCAACGUCAACGACUCCGUCACGAAGAGCAAGUUCGACAACCUGUACGGCUGCAGGGAGAGUCUGAUCGACGGCAUCAAGAGGGCCACCGACGUGAUGAUCGCCGGUAAGGUGGCCGUGGUGGCCGGCUACGGCGACGUGGGCAAAGGCUGCGUGCAGGCGCUGCGCGGGUUCGGCGCUCGCGUCAUCGUCACGGAGAUCGACCCCAUCAACGCCCUGCAGGCCGCCAUGGAGGGUUAUGAGGUCACCACCAUGGACGAGGCCUCCAAGGAGGGAAACAUCUUCGUCACCACCACCGGCUGUGAGGACAUCAUCCUGGGACACCACUUUGAGAACAUGAAGGACGACGCCAUCGUCUGCAACAUCGGACACUUUGACUGCGAGAUCGACAUGGGCUGGCUCACCAAGAACGCUGCCGAGAAGAUCAACAUCAAACCUCAGGUCGACCGCUAUCGCAUGAAGAGCGGCCGUCAUAUCAUCAUCCUGGCCGAGGGCCGACUGGUGAACCUGGGCUGUGCCAUGGGACACCCGUCCUUCGUCAUGAGCAACUCCUUCACCAAUCAGGUUCUGGCUCAGAUCGAGUUGUGGGAGAACACGGCCAAGUACCCCGUCGGAGUCUACUUCCUGCCCAAGAAGCUGGACGAGCAGGUGGCGGCCGCCCAUCUGGACAAACUGGGGGUGAAGCUGACCAAGCUGACCGACAAGCAGGCCAAGUACUUGGGUCUGCCCACCCAGGGGCCCUUCAAGCCGGACCACUACCGCUACUGAGCGGCCCGCGGUGGCGCCGCCUCGUGUGUGGAGCACUUUGGACUCUCGGAUAUGCUGAGGGGCUGUUCCGUCUCGGUUUCCUUCUCCCCCUUUUUCUUUUAUUAAAAUGGCCGUUCUAAAAGUUGCCCGCGCUGGAUUUGGCAGUCUGCUGCCCGGGCCUUCGUCCGUAGCUCUGUCAUGUCAAGUGUCCCCAUCAGGAGGUCGCAGCAGCAUCAUCCAGAUGUGUAGUUCUGUCAUUUCUCAUCACUUCUGAAACGUCACAGGGAACUGAAUAAACCUGAAUCUUUCCAUUUUUAACCUGCGACUCGCGCAGUUUUUCCUCAAUUCUGUGUUUUGUCUGACGGGUUGAGUGGACGUUUAAGGCCUCGUUCACUUAAUGGAAUCCUUCUGUGUUCCGUGUCUACUCGUCAUCACAGUGACACGUUCUGCUGCCAAAGAAGCCACCAAAUCAACAAGUCUUAAUCUGUUUUUAUUCUGUCUGUUGUGAAGGGGUCAAACUCCUCGUCUGUCGCUGCAGGCCGAUGACGCGCUCAGUUCUAAACUGUGACCAGGAAAAUAAACAUGUGACUGUU
Molecule: messenger RNA, 1993 nt
Organism: Gasterosteus aculeatus aculeatus (three-spined stickleback)
Lineage: Eukaryota; Metazoa; Chordata; Actinopteri; Perciformes; Gasterosteidae
Gene: ahcy
Product: adenosylhomocysteinase
Biological process (GO): L-methionine cycle
Cellular component (GO): cytosol
Molecular function (GO): adenosylhomocysteinase activity
Source: RefSeq, a predicted model, not a curated record